CGUGGAGCCUGGGUUUAUGAGCCAGUAGGCAGAAGCAGGGCACACAGUGAGAAAAGAAAGAGCAAUAAGAGGGUGAAUAUUGCUAGAGAUAAGCGCAGCUGAAUCAAUCAAGAUGAAUCACAGCUCCAAUGAGAAAGAACCUGAGACCAUAGAGCCACUGCGUUAUCUCAGUAAAUCUGAGGUGGCGACCGUUGAGACGGAGCUUCUGAGGGACUAUCGCUUUGGACAACAGCAGCUGAUUGAAAUAUGGGGCCAUGCUUGCGCUAUCGCCAUCACAAAGGCUUUUCCUUUGAGCUCCCUGAGUAAAAAGCAGCCCACCCUGCUGGUUGUUUGUGGUCCUGAGCAGAAUGGCUCCAUUGGUUUGGUGUGUGCCCGCCAUCUGCGCAUGUUUGAAUAUGAGCCCACCAUUUUCUAUCCCAAACGUUCUCCUCAGAGUUUGCACCAAGACUUUACCGUUCAGUGCGAGAAAAUGGACAUCCCUUUCCUGUCCUACCUUCCAACAGAGGUCCAGCUGUUAAAUGAUGCCUACAAUCUGGUGAUCGACGCCAUCCUGGGACCAGAAACCGACCACAAGGAGGUCAAAGAGCCCUACGCUGGGAUGCUGGUGACUCUCAAACAGGUCAAAAUACCCAUCGUUAGUGUGGACGUGCCCUCAGGUUGGGAUGUUGACGAACCAGCAAAAGAUGGGAUAAAUCCAGAAGUUCUCAUUUCUCUGACAGCUCCCAAAAAGUGCGCAACGGGGUUCUCGGGAAAGCAUUUUCUGGCGGGACGAUUCCUGCCCUAUGACAUUCAGAAAAAAUAUGAACUUAAUCUGCCAGAAUUCCCCGGCACGGAAUGUGUUAUAGAACUGUAGCCAUUUAUGCAGACUUGUAUUUUGAAUAACAAGGAUGUUUUUCCCCUUUUUGUAUUUUCUAGAUUGUUCUGUGGCAUUCAGUUACUGACAAAUAUGACUAGAUACCUUGGAUAGUUAAGGUGAGUUUUCUGUGGAAGCUUGUUUUUGUUACAGAAUGACUUUUGUCUUGAAAUUUUGAGUAUAUAUCUCACAGUCCGGCUGUAUAAACUCGGAAUUCUAAGAAAAGAAAAAACGAAAAAAGAUUUCUCACACUUUAGAGUUUACAUCACACGAUUCUGAUUCCGAUUAUUUUUGUGUGUGUGUGUGUGUUACGGAAUUAAAAAAUACUAAAUUAUAAAUUUGUGUCUUUAUCUUACAAAUCUGACCUUUUUUUCACAUAAUUAUGAAUUGACUUUUCUUCUCAGAAUCAUUCGUUUUACGAGUUAUAACCUCAUAACUCUGUUUUUAUAUCUCGCAAUUCUCACUUUUUUUCUCACAAUUACAAGAAAAUCGGAAUCGCCUUUAAAUUUUUUCUUUAAAUUAAUCUUGUGGCAGAAACAAGCAAUGAGACCUAAGAAAUAGGUUUAGAAUCAUUUAUAAAUUUUUUUUUUUUUUUUUUUGCAAAUGUUUGACAUUUACAGUGUGUCUAACUGUUGAGUCCUCAAAAAUCGCCAAGUCUUUUUAAUGUCAGACAUAUUCAAAGUGCAUUACCCUGAUAGUGCCUCCAGUCUAAUGUGCACCACACCUACAAACCCAACGCAUCUCUGCUGGAAUUUUACUCCAAUUACAAAAUUUAUUUAUCUGUACUUUAUUGGAAAGGUUGUGUAGUAUAAUAAUAAUCCCAGGAUGGCAAACGUGUGUAAAUCCUUUUGUUUUUACUAUACAUUGCUCAAUGUACAUGUGUUUUCUUAGUUGAAUGAAUGAAUAAAUUAAGGUAUUGUAAAAACCAAGUUUAUUCAUUGAGAUGCCAAAGUCGGGUGUUUAAAGAAACGUGGGAUGUUGAAAACCCACGGAUGUUAUUAUUUAGCCAAACCUUGGAAAAUGUGCUCCAUUAGCCAAUAUUUGGGAACAAGAGGUAGCAACGAUAUUCUUUAGACCAUACAGUAUAUUAUUUCUUCCCAGAGAUUUAUUCAAAAGUCAGGAAAAAGCGUGGGUGAUAUAAAGGAAUGUCUCUGUCUAAAGCAACAACAGUUACAGUAUGUGGACAGGAAUACCGAUUCAUCACUAACACAUUAUAGGCCAUUUUAGGACAUUGUGUAAACUCAGAUAUAAUCAUCAAAAGGUGGACAUGAACUCAUCCGGAGAUCAUAUUUCUUAGUCUGCCAAUAAACAUUUUACAUUUCUGUCCACCUCAUAGAAGGCCAAAAAGUAUGUUUAUUGUCUUUAAACACGCAUAGAGAGCUCCACAAAGGUAACGGACAAAAGAAGCCAUAUGCACUCAAUAUGGUGACAAAGGAAAAUAUGAAAAUCUGUUUAGACUGCAAACGAAUUGGGGGGAAAUAUGUGCUUUUCUUGGCUGUUUAUUCUGUUUUGAUACCGCAAUUCCCUGUAAUCUUCGAUCUUUCUGACUUCUGAUCCUGAUUUUUUUUGUCAGACCCAUUUAGUGAAAUAUUUGCUGUGCUUCAAAAAAGGCUUUCAAAACAGCUGUGCAAAAAUGACUCGAAAUGUUGGACGACACCAUGGACUGGCGAGUGAACGCAUCUCCCCGUCAUGGAUGUGCUGGUCGUGCAUGAUCCUAGACAGUGGAACAGGACUGUACAUGUAGCAUGCAUGGGAAUAUUUACAAAUGGUUAAACACAAUUUGCUCAUGAACCAUGAGUUAGACUUCAACAUUUGGACUUAACAAUAAACGUUUUGUGUGGCACUCUG
Messenger RNA from Carassius gibelio (silver crucian carp), 2701 nucleotides. It is a transcript of the gene yjefn3, whose product is annotated as YjeF N-terminal domain containing 3. NCBI's taxonomy places the organism in Eukaryota, Metazoa, Chordata, Actinopteri, Cypriniformes, Cyprinidae. Gene Ontology annotation, molecular function: NAD(P)HX epimerase activity. The transcript is spliced from 6 exons. Gene Ontology annotation, cellular component: mitochondrion. Bases 113 to 853 code for a protein of 246 amino acids. The record is from RefSeq and is a predicted model, not a curated record.